AUGAAUCAGAACAUGGCUCCGCAGAUUUUUCCCCCAACCCUCGAUUUCCAUGAAUCACAUUACUUUCCACCUAAACUGUACGAUGUGAAUCAUUGCGAUGAAACUAUUGCUGACCAUCGUAGUGCGGGUUCUCAGUCUCUUGGAGACGAACUGUCAACUUCUCCUCGGAUAGCCCAGUUUCAGUUCCAACCUCUCCUUAAUCCAGAACCCGAUGAACACGCUUCCCCAGCUCCUUUGAGUCCUAAUCAGAGCUAUUCAGGUGUUACCAACCUUCACGUUUCUGCUCUUCCUGAUCAAGAAGGACAAUGCCUUUGGUCGGAUGCACUGGAGACAAAAGUCAAACUUGAAGAGCGAAAUCGUGAAUGUUUCAUUUUCGAGGCACGGGGACGGCAACUGGAAAAAGCUCAAGAACAGAUCGCUUUUCUAAAAGAGGAGCUAGCUAAGUAUGAACAACUUAGCCAGCACCAAUCAAUCCUUGCAAAAGCUGAGAUCGAGACGUUGGUGCGGGAACUAGAACGCUCGGAGGGCUUGAGAAAUGCUGCCGAAAAAGCCAACGCUGCAUUACUUGAAGCCAAUUCAAACCUUGCGAGUGAACUUGACGCACUGAAAAAAUUGAAGACUGAGGUGGACAAGAAACUCGCAGAUAUGGAGGCCACGAAUGCCUCUCUUUCAGCCGAACUUGUGCAGCUUUCGAGUGGUACCAGCUUGAGUUUGGCCAAGCAGCGCGAGAAUAAUCUUGCUGAUUGUCUUGCCCGCCGUCAUGCAAUGGCCGAAGAUGUUCUCCGUGAGGACUUGGAUAUAGCUAAUCGACGGAUAGCGGAUAAAGAAGACGAGUUGCUCUCAAUCCGAAAAGAUUUAGAAGCGGAACGCCUUCGUAGUCAAGAUCUAGUGGCUGAACAUGCUGAUUAUGUCGAAAACCUUCAGACCAAAUUGAAAGUUGCUCAAGACAGAUGCAAUGAACUAUCUUCCUCUUCGUUAUGCACGGAAGUUCACGAACUGCGUCGCCGUCUGCAGGAGAUUCUCACUUCGAAAAAAGAAGAGUUAAAGGAUGUUCGAGAACAACUUGCGAUAUACGAACAGAGCCUGGGAAUUAGUGGCGCAGUUGGGAAUGCAGCUGAGACAGAGUCGUCAUUAGAGACCUCAGGGUUGUUUACAACCCCGAGGCACCAUCUACCGCUUUUCCAAGACAGCGGAGGCUCUGUUCUUUCAACUGUAAUUUCUAGACCCCUUUCAAAUCGGCGAAGGAGAAGUUGUCAAUCCGUCACUUUUGCACCACAUGUUGAAGAUGAGGACAACGACCUUAGUGGUCUUAGAAGACCUCGAAGACCUUCGUCUGCCGUAUCUGCUCCUCUAUGCUCUACAUGGAAUCAAGGAAACAACGUAGUGGCUACUGUUAGCGACGACGAAGUCAUUUCCGCCGCACCCUCGCGACGGUCAGCUCUGGGUCCAACUCCUGGUGUUAGCUUUGCUGCGGCACACGGGCUGGGCUCAGCAAGUGAUCUGGGUUUCCUGAAGGCCCAAAAUACCAACUCAGCCUUGAAAACCGAACUGAAGGUAGCGUUGACCUCGUAUCGUGCGAAACGGCAGCAAAUUACCGCAUUGCACGAGAAGCUCUUUGCCACUCGUUGUGAACUACAUAAAACAAUAGCUGAACGCGAUCGCGCUGAGGCCGCCCGAAAUGAUCUCCAAUUGCGCAUCCUUGCUCUCGAAAAGGAGUUAAGUCUCCAGGAGGAUGCUCGAAAACCUGGCCCUCGUGAGUCAGCACUCGUUGGCCAACUUGAGCGUCUACAGGCCGAUUACUCUCGCCUCGAAGCUGAACUACAGACAUUACGCUGUCGACUGCAGGACGCACUGGCAGCAGAGGCGCGGGCAGCCGCCGCCGAGCGAGCGUCCCGUGAGCGCCUGGAGGCGAGCACGGCGGAGCGCGAGGCCGCCGUGGAGCGCGCCCGCGCCGCCUGCGAGGCGCACUACACCUCCGCACGCAGGCGCCUCGAAGCGGAACUCAACACCGAACACGAACGCUUACUACAGCAAAUGAAGCAGGAGGUGUUCAUGGCUAGGGAGGAAUGUUCCGCUUAUCGCAGUGAGCUCGAAAGGGUGGCUAGAAUGUAUCAAGAAGCUCGUGCGGCUACCACUCAAGCUGUGGAGUUAACAUUGGCCGAGGCUAUGCGAGAACGGGAAAAUGAACGCAUUCGGUUUUGGCGGGAAGAGUUGCCACGCCAGAUCGAGCAGGCGCGUUCCAGUUGGCUAUCCGACACAGAGAAGAGAGCAGCACUUGAAGCAAGUCGUAUUCGCACUUUCUGUCAAGCAGAGUUCGAAUCUCGGCUCGCAACCUACGCAAGGGAACAUCAGGCAGAAUUGGACCGACUGCGUCGCUCAAAGUGCAUGCGUGAUCAGGCUGUCAGUUGCACACAACCAGCGAUUGUGACAGUAGUCGCGACACACGACAGUCACCCUUUGAUUGCCAGUCUUCUUUCGGACGACCUCUUUACCCGACUUGUUUCCGCUCUUAACAACAGCCACUUACUGGAUCUCAUCGAGGACAGCCUUACGUGUGUUUUGCAGAAAGUCGCCCGCACCUUGGUCCAGCGAGUUUCCGAUGUUGCAUCGAAGUCAUUGCUUGCAGCACUAAGUGAAUUCGGUGUGCUUGAAGAAGACCAGCACCGACUGACAGAGAAGCUGUCAUUAAGAAGUGCAGAAGAGCCGGUCGUCGUGAAUUUGUUAUGCAUGCUUGAGAAAACGGUUAGCUCUGAUUCGUCGAUGGAAGUAGCAAUUAUUCGUAAACUGGCCUCCAAGUGCGCAGCAUUCGGUGUGACUACUGUCGAUUCUGCAACUCAAGUAGGCGGGAAAUCGGUGGAAGCGGGUCAAGCGUCGGUUUCCAGCGAAGUCUUGAAGAAAAUCAAAGGGGAGAUGCUUUCCUACGUCGAGUCAUGUCAGGAGAGGUAUGCAAGGACGUUGCAGAUGAACUUCGUCCGCAUACACCGUCGCGCUUGCAGACAGUUGACUCAACGCUUGUGCGCUGCUCUUGUAGAGGCCGGAGUUCGUUUUAAUCGCUCUACGUCUCUUCCUUCCUCCGUCACCACGGCGAGGCAGUCAAAUGAAUCAAUGAAGUUCUCGGAGUUGCAGAUAGAGUCUUUGUUACAUAUCAUCGACGCGACUUGUACCUCCACUGAGGUGGCCGUCUCCGAUGGAUCCCGGAAAUGUCGACCAAUCUUCUCACCCACUCACCCACCAGCGCGCCAGACACAACUCCUAUCCACCAAGACCUUCAGAUACAAUGACCAGCUACCGUGCAGUGACCCUGUAACUAUGUUUCCAGUUGUUCAAAACCAUGCAGCAGCAACUAACGAACGAACCGACGGUGUUGAAUAUGACCUUAAUGGACUUCUCAAUACUAAAAUGGAGUCGCCUAAAGCCCCAGCCCCCGUUCCACGCGUCCGGAGCCGACCCCCGAAAAAUAUAUAA
Molecule: messenger RNA, 3465 nt
Organism: Mesocestoides corti
Lineage: Eukaryota; Metazoa; Platyhelminthes; Cestoda; Cyclophyllidea; Mesocestoididae
Source: the annotation of a GenBank genome assembly